Messenger RNA from Drosophila albomicans, 1969 nucleotides. RefSeq names its product sodium-dependent nutrient amino acid transporter 1 (gene List). Gene Ontology annotation, molecular function: L-amino acid transmembrane transporter activity. The transcript has 7 exons. Gene Ontology annotation, biological process: sodium ion transmembrane transport. Lineage: Eukaryota; Metazoa; Arthropoda; Insecta; Diptera; Drosophilidae. The coding region runs from base 165 to 1859 and encodes 564 amino acids. The record is from RefSeq and is a predicted model, not a curated record. Gene Ontology annotation, cellular component: membrane.
CAGACUGAACCAGAUAAGCCGGAAAAACAAUUUCACAAUGCGACAAUCUGCCACAGAAACACAUCUCUCGAAUCUCAAAUCUCUGCGGUUAGUCGAUGUGCGCUAUUCUGUGCCUUUCGGUGACAUCAGUCGACUGUUGAAUCUCAAAGUGUGCAGUGCCUAAGAUGUCGCAGACUAAGAUACAAAUCACAACGAAGGAGAAGCCCAAGGAAGAGUGGGGCAAUGGGCUGGAGUUUCUCUUCUCGUGCAUCUCGUUGUCGGUGGGCUUGGGAAAUAUCUGGCGAUUUCCCUACAUUGCUUUUCAAAAUGGUGGCGGCACCUUUGUCAUACCCUAUUUGAUUGCCUUGCUCGUAAUUGGACGACCCGUUUACUAUUUGGAGAUUUCGCUGGGACAGUUUCGUGGCAGCGGCGUGCUGCGUGCCUUUGAUCUGGCGCCCAUACUCAAGGGCGUGGCAGCGGGUCAAGUGUUGGCCACCGGCGCCUCCAUCACAUACUAUUCAUGCAUAAUGGCUUUGACGCUGCGCUUUCUGUUGGCCUCGUUCAGCUCGCAGCUGCCCUGGAGCAGCUGUCAGGAGAGUUGGGGCAACGUUUGUUACGAUGGCACCAACUCUACCCUCAAUGCCACUGGCAAAAUGUCGCCUGCUCAGCUCUACUUCGAACGUGAAAUACUGCACGAGUUGCCCAACAUUGACAAUGGCUUGGGCAUGCCCAAUUGGCAGCUGGUUGCCUGUCUUGCGGUUGCCUGGCUGAUCAUUGGUGGCGUCCUCAUACGUGGCAUCAAGAGCAGUGGCAAGGCUGCUUAUUUUCUUGGCGUCUUUCCCUAUGUGGUGCUCCUCAUCCUGCUGCUGCGUGCUGUGACGCUGCCUGGUGCCUGGGAUGGAAUUGUGUACUUCUUUAAGCCACAGUGGCGAGAGCUGCUCAAUCCUUUAGUUUGGUAUGCAGCUGUCACGCAGGUCUUCUUCUCGCUGGCCAUUUGCUUUGGCACCCUGAUCACUUACGCCUCGUAUAACAACUUUAACCGAAAUGUCUAUAACGACAUUGUCAUCAUUACCACCAUGGAUUCUUGUUCCUCCAUUAUCGCUGGAUGCAUCACAUUCGGCAUAUUAGGCAACUUGGCCAAACAGACAGGCAUCACGGACAUUGCGAGCGUGGUGAAGGGCGGCGCUGGCUUGGCCUUCAUCUCGUACCCGGAUGCCAUUGCCAAGUUCGAGUAUGUGCCACAGAUGUUCGCGGUCCUUUUCUUCCUCAUGCUUUUCGUCUUAGGCAUCGGCAGCACUGUCGGCAUGGGCUCCUGCAUUCUGCGCGUCAUACGCGACCAGUUUGGGAAAAGAGCGGGACCGAGUUGGGUGCUGGCCGGCGGUCUGGCAACGCUGGGCUUUUGUGUGAGCAUCGUUUACAUGACACCCGGUGGACAAUUCAUCCUCAAUCUGGUCGAUUUCUAUGGUGUCUCCUUUACGGCAUUGAUUCUCGCCAUUGGCGAACUACUCGCCGUCGCCUGGCUUUAUGGUGUGCAACGCUUUUGCGCUGAUAUCAAGUACAUGAUGGGCAUCGAGACCGGCUGGUAUUGGCGCAUCUGCUGGGCUUUUAUUACGCCUGGACUGAUGACCGCCGUCCUUGUCUAUAUGCUGUUCGACAUGUCCGCCCUCACGUACAAGGGCGUGGCAUAUCCUCGACUCGCACACGUGUUUGGCUGGUGCCUGUCUGCCUUUGGUCUGCUGCAGCUGCCCGGCUGGGCCUUGUACGCUGUCUACCAGCGCCGCAAACAAACCGCAAACAGCAGUUUGUGGCAGCGGAUACGCGCAGCUUGCCAACCCGAUGAGAGCUGGGGACCCGCCAAUGCACAAGUGCCACUCGAAUAGCUGACGUUGCGUAUACGUAAUGUGUUUGUUUUAGUAGAGAGAGCAAGUGCUUAGUUUAGAGUUUAGAAUGCGUAUAAUAAAAUUGCACACUUUUGGCAUUGGCCAUAAAA